UCAAAUUUAAUGCCUCUGUUUUUGAGAAACCACUGCACUUUGAAGACAAAGUAGAACUAAGUCAACCUAAAUUUUGUUCUUUGCGUGGAAGGAGACGAGGAGUUGGGCAUUCCCGCCAAAAUAAUCCCAAAUGAGAUGAGUUCAUGGCAAAGAAACUCCCUCCUUUAUAUGCAAAUCAGUUCCAAACCUUUUUCUCUCAUCAAUCUACUUCAACUCUGCAGCAACUCCAGAUCGCUAAACCAAGGCCAACAAGUUCACCAGCAAAUCACAGUGUCCGGAUCACACUAUGAUUCCUUCGUGGUCACCAAAUUGAUCCAAAUGUACGCAGAUUGCGACGAUUUGACAUCAGCUUAUAAACUAUUUGAUAAAUUGUCACAACCAAAUGUUUUUACGUGGACUGCUAUUGUUGGGUUUUAUUUGAGACAAGGUAUGUAUGAGAAAUGCAUACGGAAUUAUGGGUUGAUGAAAUUUAGCGGUGUUUUUCCUGAUAACUAUGUGUUUCCGAAAGUCCUAAAAGCUUGCGCAUACUUGUUAUGGUUGGACGGGGGAACUUGGAUUCAUAAAGAUGUGAUUGUUUGUGGGUGCGAGUUCAAUUUGCAAGUUUGCAAUUCCUUGAUUGAUAUGUAUGCGAAAUGCGGAAGUAUUAAGAGCGCGAGGUGGGUUUUUGAUGGAAUGGGAGAGAGAGAUCUUCUGUCAUGGAAUUCGAUGAUUUCCGGGUAUGUGUAUAAUGGGUUGCUAGAUUCGGCGGUGGAGCUUUUAAAUUUCUUGAGAUUGAAUGGUUUUGAGCCUGAUGUUGUUACUUGGAAUACUUUAAUUGAUGCCUAUUGUAGAAUGGGGCUUUUUGAUGAAGCUUGGAAAGCUUUUAAAAAUAUUGAACAUCCCACUAUCAUCUCUUGGACCACUUUGAUUUCAGGUUAUUCUAAGAUUGGAGAGCAUGAAAAAUCAUUGCGGAUAUUCAGAGAGAUUGUUUCUGAAAGAAUGGUUUCCCCUGAUAUAGAUUGCCUUUCUCGUGUCCUUGUCUCAUGCCGCCACCUUGGUGCUAUUAGGAGAGGGAAAGAACUUCAUGGUUUUGGGAUAAAAAUGGAAACUACAUCUGUAUUUUACAGUUCGGCUGGUGCUACUUUGCUUGUAAUGUAUGCUAAAUGUAGGAGAAUUCAGGACGCUAGAAAUGUAUUUGAACUGAUGGACAAAUCUGAUGUUGUUACUUGGAACGCCAUGAUUCUUGGUUUUGUUGAGCUAAAGUUGGGGCAAUUAGCCCUUGAAUGUUUUAUUGAAAUGCAAAGAUUGGGUCUUAUGGUUGAUGAGGCAACAAUAUCUGCCCUUUUGCCAGUGUGUGGUUUGAAGCAUGGAAAUCAAAUUCAUGCUUACAUCUUGAAAGACAACUAUCUCAAUUCAGUUGUUCCGAUUUGGAAUGCAGUGAUUCACAUGUACUGCAAAUGUGGAAGCAUUAGAUCUGCAUACUCUGUAUUUUCUGGCAUGGCCAUCAGAGACAUAGUUUCAUGGAACACAAUGAUUGGAGGAUUUGGUAUGCACGGACUUGGUCUGGCUGCACUUGAACUUCUGCGAGAAAUGAACCGGACAAGCCUUCGUCCGAAUUCUAUGACUUUCACUUCUUUACUAUCAGCUUGUAGCCAUUCAGGUCUAGUGGAUGAGGGGCUUAAACUCUUCCAGAAAAUGACUGAAGACUAUGCAUUGACACCAAGAAUGGAACACAAUUCUUGCAUUGUUGACAUGCUAGCUCGUGCUGGUCAGUUUGCAGAUGCUGUGACAUUCAUUCACAAAAUGCCUGUGGAACCUGACAAGUCUAUCUGGGGAGCUUUACUAGCUGGCUGUGGAGCCCAUCAAAACAUCGAAGUCGGAAAGCUGGCUGCUGAAAAUUUAAUCCGCUUGGAACCUGAACAAGCAGGACACUAUGUAACAUUGUCAAAUAUAUAUGCAACAGCUGGAAGAUGGGAUGAUGCAGCAAGGGUGAGAACACAAAUGGAAAGCAGAGGACUUGUUUAUCCAUUAGGGCAAAGUUGGAUUGAAACAGGAAAUAGGGAAAAUGUAAAUCACAACUUUGAAUAAUAUUUUCUAAAUCAUUUGAGAAUGCUGAAAGCAAUAGGCAAGUUCUCUAGUCUUGCAUAUUCCAGAUAUUUGAAUUGCAGUGUGAUAUAAUGGGCCUUAUCACCAUGGGCUAGGAGCAAUUAGUUACUAUGAAGCCCAAGUCCUAAAAUGAAUAGAUUUGAAGUAUUGGGUAUGAAGUACUUAAUGAAGCCUCCUAAUUUAUUGUUAUUAAAUGUUACCCAUCAACAUAUAUUUUAUGGGAAUUAUGAAAAAUUGUGUAUUUAUUAAUUUUUGAUAUCAUGUGUGGAUUUUUGAAUCCCAUCCAAUGAUAUUGGAAUGUAAGAGGCUUUAACUCAUCUUGUUAGGCAGUAUCCUCUCCAAUCUCCAUUGGAAUAUAGGAGAGGUCACUCUCAGGAGUUGAAUU
Molecule: messenger RNA, 2470 nt
Organism: Manihot esculenta (cassava)
Lineage: Eukaryota; Viridiplantae; Streptophyta; Magnoliopsida; Malpighiales; Euphorbiaceae
Product: pentatricopeptide repeat-containing protein DOT4, chloroplastic
Exons: 1
Coding region: 136-2067 (643 amino acids)
Biological process (GO): RNA modification
Molecular function (GO): protein binding; RNA binding
Source: RefSeq, a predicted model, not a curated record